AUGCGGCUACAAUCUCUGCUUCUUCUCGGAACUGGAUUCACAACCGCCGGCACGCCUCACACGAAGUUAGUGCUCGAAACCAACAUCAGUACCUUCGUCAGUGUGGGGAGUCGCACACAGCGAGUCCUUACGAAACAGAAUCGGGCCAUCGUUUCUUCCAUCCCUGACCCGCUUACAGCCUGCUCCGGACAGGUCUUACCCAUAACCUGCUUCUCUCUCUACACGCAAAGCAGCUCAUACAACGUCAUCGAAGGUCCCGGAUCAAGCCAUGUAGAGCCAAGCUCGAGCAGAGUAUCCAGUACGACAAGCGCCACCACAAGUGGAAGCUCCACUUCCACUGCCCCCUCCACCGCCCCCUUCACACCCCCCACCGACCCCAUCGAACGACAGCGCGUGUGCUUCACAGGCACCGCCUGCAGCCCGCUCUUCAGCAGCUUGACAACGCUGUGGAAGGGUGUCCACGCCGACAAGCCCAUAUACGAGCAGGACAAGGAAUUUGCGACUGUCUACUGCGAAUUAGAGAACCUCAAAAUUUUUACAGACGCUUCGUCUAGCGUGAUUUGGGACUGCCGUGUAUGCUCCGAAGCCAAUUCCCGCGCGACCGAGCUAUGGGACACGUUCUUGCAGGAGUUGAGAGGGUUCUGCAAAUCACCCGCACGCUCAGUGUACACGCUGUCCAAGCAGAUACUGGGGUUCAAGAAGGACAUGGUGCUGGAUCCGCUGGGCAUGGAGCCCGCGGGUUUCGAUCCCAUUGUCCAGCAUAUGGUCGAGGCAUGGGAAAAGCAGGGUGUGAAUGGGAUGGCUUCGUAUACCAGUAGCCCGACCGGGACCAAGACACAGAGCGGCGCGGCUGGUGUGUUAACGCAGCUGCCUCGUGCAUGGCCAUACACCAGAGCGGCAGUUGCGCGGAGGCCGGGUAUGACGGCGAGGUUCACGGUCACAGCAAAGAACGGGGAAGCCCAAGUGGUGGUGGUGGAAAGCAUGGUGUGGUGA
This is a messenger RNA of Paraphaeosphaeria sporulosa, 993 nucleotides long. RefSeq lists its product as uncharacterized. The transcript is spliced from 2 exons. The record is from RefSeq and is a predicted model, not a curated record. Lineage: Eukaryota; Fungi; Ascomycota; Dothideomycetes; Pleosporales; Didymosphaeriaceae. Bases 1 to 993 code for a protein of 330 amino acids.